Mercenaria mercenaria is the source of this 11198-nucleotide messenger RNA. RefSeq lists its product as uncharacterized. The transcript has 17 exons. The record is from RefSeq and is a predicted model, not a curated record. The coding region runs from base 267 to 4397 and encodes 1376 amino acids. NCBI's taxonomy places the organism in Eukaryota, Metazoa, Mollusca, Bivalvia, Venerida, Veneridae. Gene Ontology annotation, molecular function: protein binding.
AACUUAUGGAAAGCCCCAAUCUAAAAAUAGCCGAAUUUCCCGGGAAUGUUGAAAUAUAAUUAAUUAAUUAGGACGAAGCAUGACACGUUUACUUUAUUCUUAACAAGUGUUAUGAUUUUUACAGAGUUUUUGUGUCGGAAGCUUAUGAAAAGAAGAAAGUCAAGUUGACAACUGCAACUGCACUAGGAACGUGGGGAGCUGAGAAGCUUCAGAGAACUAAGAGGAUAUGGAUGAAUUAUAACAGUUUUCUAUAGGAGUAUUUGAACAUGAGAGCCAUAUAUAUAGUAACAAUCUGGCUAGCAUGUGCUGUAUCAUGCUCUGCUGUGUUUGGUUCCUUCACAACUAUGCCUGAAAAGGUGGAACAUGUGGAUUGCAUUGUGGAAAACUACAUCAAGUCAAUGAGGUGUUCUUGGAGUUACGGGGACAACUGUAAAGGAAGCCAGUUACCACAUGUAGAAUUUCAUUGGAGAAUUCCAGAAUACUCUAGCUCAUGGAACGUAUGUAGUGAUCUGAACGUUAAAGCAGGCUACUGUUACUGGAACAGCUCACGUCGUGGAGAUUUUACAAUGAAAUUAAUUGAUAUAAAGCUUACGCUUAAAGAGCCAUGUGGAGUGAAACUGUCCUCAAACUUCACCAUAGACACAAGAAAGAUAGUGAAGCCCAACCCAGUUAUUGGAUUAAAAUCUUCAGUUUUAAACAGCACAUGUGUCCAAGUGCAAUGGAGAACAAACAAUUCAGAGAUGCAGUACCCUAAAGAACACAAACUGACAGUUUCCAGUAAAUGGGAUGGCCCUGAGGUGUAUAAGUUCAACACAACAGAAGAUACCGAAAAAGAUACACAUGGUCGGACGUUGUGUAAUCUGCACCCGCAUACAGUUUACACGUUCACUGUAAGCAUACAGCCUACUGGAGAGCAAGCAGGUUUUUACAGCGACCCAAGAGAAACUGUGGCAACUACAUACUCUGAUAUACCAAGUGCCAGUCCAGGUGUAACAGAAGGGGGUUACAGCUGGACUCACAGGGACUGUGAAGGAUUAACUGACAAAAGAAAAGUUUGUGUGUUUUGGAAGCCAAUCAGAGAGGAAGAUAAAAAUGGUCAAAUGAAAGGACUAGAUGGUGUAUUCACAGCCGUCAAUCAGACUAGGACACCAGUCGAUGUGAACUGGGCGGAAGAUUUAACAUACGGUUGUAGUUCGGGCUUGCUGUGUAAUAUAAGCUACGUGUUCUCCAUCAAGGCCAGAAAUAGUAAUGGUACAUCAGAAGAUAACUCCACAUUGCUUAUAUCAGCUGCCACUAAAGGAAUAGUCCAGCCACAGUUUAUAGUUGAGGCUUCCAACAUCUCAGAUGUUUCUGUGAGUUGGACAGAAGCAGAAAAGGCCACCAGUUAUAUGGUAGCCUGGUGUAGAAACAAAAAUGGAGAAUGUGAGAAUAGAAACAUUGUUAAUUGGCAAAGAUUCUCUUCGGCUACGAGAAAAGCUGUUCUACAAAUUAAUCCAGAAAACUCACCACAAGACUUUCUGUAUGGUGUAAGUGUGUUGACAGAGCAAGGCAGCAGUGGUGUAGAAUGGCAAGAUUGUGUCUACCUUAAAAAUGCUUACCCAAAGAGGGAGCCUCAGAAUGUGGUUGUGUCAACAGGACCUGAUGAUAACACACUAGUUGUCACGUGGGAUAAACUGACAUGUAAAUCAGAUGAGCCAUAUAUAGCCAUGUACAAUGUGCAAUUUAACAAACUGCAUGGAGGAAACCAGCAAUCCCUAAAUGUAGCAGCAUCAGGUGAAGCAAGGGUUGUGUUGAAUAACUUGGAGGAGGAACAAACGUACGUUGUAACAGUGAGAGGCAUUACAAAAGACGGACAUUAUGGACCAAAGAGUCAACCGCAGAAAGGGGUACCAGAAGAUAACAGUUUAAAGCCAGGCGCAAUUGUGGGAAUUGCCAUCAGUGUGCUUUUAGCUGUUUUACUGGCUGGAGUUGGAUGUUUCUGUUUGAUAAGGAAGUGUAAAAAGAAAGCAGAGAAGACUGUAAAAGGUUUAGCAGAUAUUACUGUCCCGGAAGACCUAACCCUUGGAUUUGAUGAUGAAGCGGAAGAAGGAGAAAUUGACAGAUCAUCAACUCGACCUGUUGAACGUCAAAAUAGUAAUGACAGUGGUUUUGACCCGAUGACACCACCGGCUGGCAAGUUUAAUGAGCAGCCUAAGUUUGUUGAUGUAUCUCUGUUGAACAACCCACAAAUUCUGCCUAAUGGCUACUGUAUUGCAGCAUUAGAAAAAGGUCAGAACCCUGACACAGAUCCUGGCUCUCCUUCAGUUGAACUGGAUUGUUUACAUACUUCCUUAGAUAACUUGGGCUUUGUUCCAACAGAGCCAGUAGUAGCUCAAGUUGGUUUUGUGAUGAAUGGGUACAAUGGGACUGGUAGUGAAACGUUUGUGAAAAAAGUGAACAGAGAUACUGUUCUUAAUGAAACAGCUGUGAAAAUGAGGGUAAAGAAGGAAUCUGGGGAUUCUGGUGUGAGCGAUGCUUAUUCAAAAGCGGCAUUAGGUAUAUCAGAAGAAAAGAUGAUAAAUGAUAAUGGCCAAGAUGUUGAUGAAAAUAUUGCUAACAGUGAUGAUGAAAUACCUGAUUACGUGUCAGGUGAUAAAGUCAUUAACUCGAGUUUCAAAACAAGUAGUAUUAUUAUACCAACGCCUUCAGCAUUUUCUGAAUGUUCAUUUGAUAAUAGUUCCUUUUCUGAUUGGGAAAAUGAUAAUAGAAAUGGUGAUAUUGCAGAUACAAGUGUUGGGUCUUCACCUGACUAUGUUAAAGCACAGUCGCCACAUGACAAUGUAAAUGCUUUGUUUUCUCCUGACUAUAUUACAGCUCAAUCACCUACCAUCAGCACAAACAUAAAAGCAGAUAAUCAUCAAGUCAAUUUACCUGAACACGAGAUUCAAAAUAAAAGUAAUGAAGAUAAUGAAAGUAAGUCUGAUAAAGUCUUGGCAGAUGCUUCUUUCCAACAAUUAACCAAAAUUCCAUCCCCCAGAUGUAUGGAUGAGAGUGAUAAUUCCAGUAUUGAGGAAGAAACUGUUUCAUCACCUACACAUGCUGAUGCAUCAUCUGUAAAGCCUCAGUCUGGUACAAGUAGAAGCGACUACAUAAAAGUAACAAAUAACAGUACACCUAUGAUUCACAUUCCAUCCAACUCUUCGAAAUCUUUAUCACAGCCAGUAAACGAAAAUGGUCAGGCCUCAGGUUAUGUUACGACUACUGACAUGCCAAACAUGUCGGUAAAAUGUGCUCCUCAGCAGCAGGCAAACUCAGGUACUAGUUAUGUCACAUUGCCUAACACUGGAACACCAGUUUCAGAGAAGAUACAUGGAACCCCAGUCCAGAUGUCAUACGUUAAUCCACAUGAAAAACCAGACCAUGCACAUGUUUCUGUAUCAGAAAGUCAAACCAGCAAAGAGAACUCGGAUUUUUCUUUGGGUUAUGUAACUUCUGUAACAAGCCCGAAUAUUUCACACUUAACACAGUCCUCACUGAAUUCCUCCCCAGUAAGUUCGCACGCAACAUCUAAUCUUCCUUCUACUGAAUCUAACUAUUUUUCAGAAGAUCCAAAUAUUAAGAUUCCUACUCCUGCUUCUAAUCAAACUAAUAUAACAAUUCCUUCUGUUCACAAUUGUAUGUCUUCUAAUGUUGUUACUGAUAACCAUGCAGCUGGAGGAUAUACGUCUCAUUCUGCUGUUGCUCAGGUUACAGUUUCUGCUAGUUCUGCUCCUAUUUCGAUAACUUCUGGCGGAUAUUUGCCCCAUUUAAAUCCUGUUCAAGGUCAAAUGUCUCCUGGUGCUGCUGCUGCUCAAAGUGCAAUGUAUUCGCCUAAUGUUCAGAACCACUCGAUUGCUAUUAAAAGCCAAAUGUAUCAUAGCACAGUUGAAAACAACAUUUCUUCUUGUGAAGGUGGACGAGAUGUUGCGUAUCCAAGUGCUUCAAAAACCGUUGACUCUACAUCUAGUGCUAAUAGUGGUUACGUAUUGUCUGAAAAUAAUUCUAUGCCAAAAUCAACUGAUCAGACCUCGUCAGGAUAUGUAACAAAUACAAAUUCUCAUGCUACAUUUUCUUCUGUGGCAUCUGAUGGUAAUGAUGUCAACCCCCAGUAUAGGCUCACUACAGCACAGAAAACUGACAGUCAGCUUAAAGAGAGUUACACUGGUAGUGACUGUACGGACAGGUCACUAUCUUCUGAAACGGGGAUGGUUGCAUUCAUCAAUGAUCAAGUAAAAGAAAAUAUCCCAGAUAGCCAUACCAAUAAAUCAGAUGAAUCACAAAGAUCAAAUAAUAAUGUGCCGACCAGUGAAAUGCAAUUACCAAAUGGCUAUGUAGAUCAUCAAUUUAUACCUCGGGGGCCUUCGUGGCCGAGUGGUUAAGGUCGCUGACUUCAAAUACCAAAGACGUAAAAAAUUGUACUAGUAGCUUCCUCGCUUGGCGCUCAGCAUUAAGAGGAUAGUGCUAGGACAGGUUAGCCCGGUGUCAGUAUAAUGUGACUGGGUGGGGUAUCAUGCCACGUGUCUACGGCGUGAUAUUCCAGUGAGGCAGCACUAUGAAGUUGGGCAUUGUGCUCACUGCUACAAGUAGACACCAUCGUUUAAAUGACUAAAAAAUUGUUGAAAAAGACGUUAAACCCGAACACACACACACACACACACUCAAAUCACUUGCCCCUCAUCGAUGUGGGUUCGAGCCUUACUCGGGGCGUUGAAUUCUUCAUGUGAGGAAGCCAUCCAGCUGGCUUACGAAAGGUGAGUGGUUCUACCCAGGUGCCCGCUCGUGAUGAAAUAAUGCACUUUUGGGCACCUGGGAUCUUCCUCCACCAUUAAAGCUGGAAAGUCGCCAUAUGACCUAUCAUGUGUCGGUGCAACGUUAAAUCAAAAAAAAAAGUAUACCUCAGGGAAAUUUUUACAAAGAACAACCUUCUGUUGAAAUGAGAAAUAUUGAGAAACAGAAUAAUGGGAUGAUCAAGGCAGUAAGAGGGGAUCCGACUCCGGUUUAAGCAGCCUAGAAAAUGAGAGUCCAGAAACAAAUAGAAAGCUGAAAAACGUUCAAACUGGAUAUGUCUCAUGCGAGGUUGCAAAGUCAAUGCAAAAAUGAUGAUCUCCAUAUUAUGUUUUAAAAGCCUCAAUGGCCAAUUGUUAAAGCUCAAUGACUCCGUAUCACUUGCUCCUAACCAACGUACUUGUGAGGAAGCCAGACAUUUGGUAUACGAUAGGUCGAUGGUCUACAAAGGUGCCUACCAUGACUGAAAUAAUGCCAUGAGCAGGGACUUUAGGUAUUCCUCUACCAUCAAACACUGGAAGGGCUCCGUGUAACAUAAGAUUGUGUCGAUGCAACUUCAAAUCCAAAAACACUAACAGUACGCCUUGGGUCAUUUCAAAUAAAAUAUUUCAUAAUUUUAUAACUGUCUUCUUACAGUCAUGUAGAAUGUUACAUUCUAUUUCACACUUAUCUACAUGAACAAUGAUCUUGUACCUUGCAAGUAGACAGAUAUGUACAUGCAUUAUACACAAAUACAGCAAAACUUUGAUAUUCACGAUUCAUUCCGAUAUCUAACCAGGUGAAAGCUAUAAGCUGAAAUGUAGCGAAACAGAAGCAAAUAGUAGUUGAUUUGCUCUUUGUUUUUGAUGUGUUUUUUUUCUUUUAAAUAUCUAGUUAUUCAUUGAAGUUAAAUCUUUGUCGUCUAAUAACAUUUAUACCACUAAAACACUACUCACAUUUUGUCGCCAUUGUUAGCAAACAAAAACUGUUGUUAAAAGGCUAUGGUCAAUUUACAAUAGUAUUUUGAUAAAUGCACACAUUGAUAUCUGUAUUCAAAAGUUUAUCAAAGCAGGUUUUGGAUUAAAAAAUCGCAUUAAAUGACAGGAAUUUAUUUUUCGACUUAGUAAAGAAAAACAUGCUGCUGUGGUAAGUUCUGACCGAUUAAUGUCUUCUUCCAUCUUCGCAAAACUAGGCCGCUAACUUGAUAGUAUUUGCCCCAUACCGCUGUCAGUUCGAAACCUUGCGCGGUGCAUGUUAGAAAGCUAUCUGUCCGGUUUGCGGAAUGUCAGUGGUUCGAGGCAGGUGCCUGCCUAUACCUGCAAUAUAAUACAGGGUGAAAAUAUGUGGUCUACAUUCACCAUGAAAAGCUUAAAGUACCUUUAAGACCUAAAAUCAUGCCAUUGUGACUUAAAACCCAUCCAAACAAAACUCAAAUAAGUAUUUUUUUUAUGAAAGGGAAUGCUGAUGUUCCUAUAAAUAUUAUUUUGUCUUCUAACAUAUGAGUAACAUGUAAAUUUAUUUACAUGUUAAUACAUGUUUAGGGUAAUUUGGACAAAUGCUCAUUUUCAAUUUGAUUGAUAAAUUCACUUUUGCAUAAAAUAGCUUUUGUUUGUAUGUAAAGAAAAAGUGCUAUUUUUCAUCAACAUCUUGUGCCUUGUUCGUUUCUAUGUACAUUUGUGUACAUGUAUUUGUAUAUAUGGACAAUAUAUAUGUAAAUAAUAUUGUAACAUCAGACAUUUUGUGUUGAUACAAUUAUUCACAUGUGAUAUACUGCAUGUAUUAUGCUUUUAUAUGUUAUGACAUGACACAUGCAGAUUGAUGUGUUACUGAAAAAAGGUUUGUUUAGUUUAAAUUAAACACCAAUACUUUACUGAACUGCAUGCAUAGCAAAGGGUGCUUUUCUGUUUCCAGCAUUGCUAAGGGAUCACUGAACGUUGGUAUUAAAUUCACAUUUUUGAUAUACUUUUUUCAUAAUACUAAUGAUUCUUCAAAUCUAGAUAAAAGAAAAAAAUACACUGUCCUCUUUAAACUUAGUGUUUGAGUUUAGACACCAAGUGUAUCACGAAUAAUGACACAAGGUUCGUGUACCUUUGAUUCGAUAGGCAGUGAAAUUCACUUGUAUGUACAAAUAGUUUUCAGUUUGAUGUUAAUAUUAUGCACAAGAAUUAUAUAUGAAAUGACAUUUUGUUGAUUCUCUUUCAUUUGAACAUUGUAUUUAAUGAAUGUAUACCAAAUGUGAAUUCAGUUGCAGCUGCGUUUACGGUCUCUUGUAUUAAGCAGCAAAUUGCCUAAAAGAUACUGACUGAAUAGAGAGCAGUGCAGAUCCUGAUUAGGUUGCAUGAAUGUGCAAGAUGAUCAUGAUCAACACUGGUCGAAAGGGCAGAAUCAGUAUCAAGCAUGGCAAGGGUUAAGCUGUCAUAUUUUGUCACUUUUUGGUUGGCAGCUUAAUCCGGGUUUGACUGAAAUAAUAUGAAUUCUUCAGAUCUUAUAUGUGCCAUACUUUUCAGUAAGCAAUAGUUUUUUUGCAUUUAUUUAUUUAUUCGUGGUGCUUUUAUUCAAUACAUUUUUUAUAACAUGAAGAGGGAGGGUGUUGAGAUAUGUUGUUUUGUGACUUUUUAGGGAAUGAGAUGUUAAGCCUUGUUAAGAAAAACGUCUUUAUAUACUAACAGACAGAUUUAAAGGCCAGUUUUUUGUCAAAAUUAAUUGCUGAUGAUUGUAAACAUAUAUUUGAAGCCGUGCAAAACUAGUAAUAUGAAUAGUUGAAUGCCAGAACUUUAAAGGUCAUGCGUUGGUUAUUAUAGCAUUUGGCACGAUCUUCCAGAAUUUUCAAGCAUGACAGAAGACGAAACGUCUGUAAUUAUUCGUCAGCAUACUAAAGAUUAAUGUAGGCAUUUUAGGGGUUUUUUUGUUGAAACUGUCAUUUUGAGCACUAUUCUCACUAUUCUAGGCAUACCAGUUAAGUUAUCUUGAAAUGGCAUUCAGCAAGCGUACACUAACGCGCUACUAAUGUUUCAUUAUUCUUGCUUUAAUGGAAUGGUUUUGUGUCAUGAAAUCUUUAGGUGUGAUUGGCUCAUAAAUCUAUGUUAUCUAUCACAAACGGUGUAAAUGGAUAUAAAGAUCCCUGUUGUAAUACAUUUGGAAGGUUAAAAAAUUGGAUUCAACUAAAUUGUAAAGAAAUCGUUAAUUGUACGGCACACGUAUAAAUUAUUUUAGACAGAGGAUGGUUAAACUAAAAACAUUCUGGAAAUUUCUGUUUACAACAUAGGCAGAAUUUAAGAUCGAAUACUUUUGGCCUUCAGAUGAAGCUGGCAGUAGUACUUUCAGCUCGUUUUCGUGAAUGCUUUGUACAAAACAUUUUUACUUUAAGAAAGAAAAAAUUGACUUAAAGAGAGAAAGAAGGAGGUACAAUUCUGGUCAAAAGAACAUUGCUUAUUAAAUAAUUGGUAAGUCUGUGAUAAGUGAUGGUUGGGCAACAGAGUAGCAGAAUAUUUUAUCUGAGUCUGAAUUUUCGUCAAGGAAACCAUACCUAGGUAAAUGUAUUUGCAGCUUUGAGUCAGUAUUGUGUAUUAAAAUCAGUGUACAUUUAUUUCCCUUUUGUGAUAUGUUUUAGCAUUUGUUACUGCUGAUUGUUUUAUAUGGCAAAAAUCAAAGUGCUGUUGUUGUUUUUAGUUGUAGUUUUACCAUUCAAUUGAUUGUCGUUCUUUAUAUGAAAUACUAUGCAAUUUAUACAGAAUGUUUGUUGUUGUGCCAUGUUGAAUUAAAGCUAAAAAUGAUGGAGAUUUUAUCACCUUUUAGAGUAUAUGUUAACAUUAUCUUUGCCAAAAGCAUUUGAGCGUGGUGUAAGAAUACCUUUAAGUGUUCUGUUAUAUAUACUUCAUAACUCUUUUUUUUUGAUGCGUUGACUUUUGUUAGUUUUGUACGUUGUUACAGUUCUUAAAAUGAAAUGCAAACAAUUUGUUGUCUGUUGAGUUUUAAUUUUGCCAUGUGCAUUUUGUAAAAUUUACAAUUGUAUAGAGCAGACUGUACGAAAGUUUAUUUUUGUAACUAAGUUAAUACAGUAUGAGAGUGGUUUAUAAGUCUCUUAAAAGAAUUAAAACAAACACUAAUUUUUGUUUGUUAACAUUUAUGGAGGAGCAUCAUGUGUUUAAGUGUAAGGUUAACUAUUUUUCGAUAAGUAAAUUUUAGAUGCAAUAUUUCAUGAUUGUCUUAUAUUUUACUGUUAAAGGUAUUCGUAUUUGAUAUGUAAAAAUAGACACAUUGUAUUGUUGUUUCAUACUUUGUCAAUGGUGUAGGGUUUACAUGGCCGAGUGGUUAAGGUCACAGACUUCACUGGGAGCGUUUAAUUCUUCACGUGAGGAAGCCAUCCAGCUGGUUUACGGAAGGUCGUCAGUUCUACCUAGGUUCCCGCCCGUGAUGACAUAAUACACAUAGGGGCACUUCCAUCAAAGCUGGAAAGUCGUCAUAUGUCUUACGAAUGUGUCGGUGCGGCAUUCAACGCAAACAAAAUAAACAAAUUGUCAACGUUAUUAACAAAACUGCACAAUGUCAAGCGUAACGUGGAACUUUAGGUUCAAGGUCAGCACAUUUCCAUAUGAUAUAUUUCUUUUACCUCCUAAUAUGUGUUCAAAUUUAAUUUACCAUUACGUACAUGUCUGCAACUUUCAUUCACCAAACAAUAAACAUUUUAUGUAUAACUUUAUAAAAGUCACAUUUCAUUUGCUUGUAGUUCAUUUUUCAAUAGUCAUACCUGUCAAGAAAAUUGAAGAAAAAAUAUUGUAAACACAUGGCUGACGUCUUGUGUGAAAUAAAGCCACUACAUCAUUUUUGUAUUACAUUUAAUUUAGUGUAAUAACAAAUUGAGCUGAUAUCGUUUUAAGUUUAGUACACGGUGGUUGAAUUGUUAUUACUGUUAAGAAGAAAACGUUCUGCUGUUUCAGCAGGAUUAGCUAGCUUGUGAUGUUUGUGUCUAUCCACAUUGAAUUUAUCAAAGUCAUCGAAUAAAAUUGAUAAGUGCUCGGCAGAUGUUAUAAUGAACAAGAGCUCGUAGAACACGAAAUGCCCCCCUUGAUGCAUUCAGUAAUUGCACAAAGAACAGAAAUUAUUUGGUCACUGUACACAAAAGUUCUAUUCUAGGUCAAUGUGACCUUGACCUUUGACCUACUGACCUUAAAAUCAAUAGGGGUCAUCUGCUGGUCAUUAUCAACCUCCCUAUUAAGGUUCUUGAUCCUAGGCCCAAGCAUUCUCAAGUUAUUGUCCAGAAACGGUUUAACUGUUCUGGGUCACUUUGACCUUGACCUUUGACCUAUUGACCUCAAAAUCAAUAGGGGUCAUCUGCUGGUCAUGACCAACCUCCCUAUCAACUUUCAUGAUCCUAGGCGCAAGCAUUCUUGAGUUAUCAUCCGGAAAACGUUUAACUGUUUCUGGUCACUGUGACCUUGACCUUUGACCUAAUGGCCUCAGAAUCAAUAGGGGUCACCUGCUGGUCAUGAUCAAUCUCCCUAUGAAUUUUCAUAACCCUAGGCAAGCGUUCUUGAGUUAUCAUCCGGAAACCGUUUAACUGUUCCAGGUCACUGUGACCUUGACCUUUGAACGACUGUCCUCAAAAUCAACAGGGGUCAUCUGCUGGUCAUGACCAGCCUUAGUAUCAACUUUCAUGAUCCUAAGCUCAAGCGUUCUUGAGUUAUCAUCCGGAAACCAAUUGGUCUACAUACCGACAGACCGACAUCUGCAAAACAAUAUACCCCUCCGUCUUCGAAGGGGGGCAUAAAAAUGAAAAGACACUGGUGAAAUAACAUCAAUAUUAUAUAAUUGUUGUUCAAACAUCUAUGAUUUUCAAAACCUUCUAUUAUUCAUAACUGAAGUAUAUAACUUUUAACAAGACAGUUUGUAAUAUUUGUGCAUUCAUAUGAUAAUUUUGGUGUAAAUAAUUUCAGUAAUAUGGGUUCAGAAUCUGGAAUUAUUUUGCGUAAGUAAAAUAGCUUCAAGACUGUUUUUUAUCAUUUGUUGCAUUCUAACAUUUAUUGAUUAUAGUUGAAGCAGAGCAUUUAUACUAUGGGAAUUCGUUAAAGUUAUUUAUUGGAUCAUUUUUUUCAUAUAAAAUGCAGAAAAGUCAAGCAUUACAAAAUGGCAAAAUAUUUUAUAAACAAUACAUUCCAUGCCAGAAAAUGUUUUGAAAUUGAAUUUAUACUGUUAAAACGGUUGACUGUCUUAUAAUUAUGUUAUUGUUGUGAUUUAAAUUGCCGUCUUUACUGAGAGUUUAGCAGUAUACUAUUAGUAGUUGGUUUAAUGUUUUAUGUUUAUGUCGUCAUAUCAGUCUGAUGUGAUGAAAUUGUUGCUAGUGUUUUAGAUAAAUAAACCGCACCAUGAGAAAACCGACAUAGUGCAUUUGCGACCAGCAUGGAUCCAGACCGCACUGC